GGCGGAGACCAGGUUGGUUGGGCUGGUCCUGGUGUGGCACUAGGCUCUCCCCAGACUCUCUGUGCCUCUCCGGGAGUCGGGCUCCACUCUGGUCCUCGUCUAGCUCGAGGCCAGGUGACCUCUGCUAGCCCCUCCCAAUCUUGAGGGGCACGAGACCUUUCUACCUCGCUGCUCCUCCGGACCCUACGAGGGUGCUAGCGCACGGCAGACCACUUUGCCUCUGGGACUAGGCUUGGGAGUUCCGUGCUCCUGUGCCCUCUCCGCACCGCGCGGCGCACUCACCAUGGCUCUCCCCCGGGUUCUUGCGCUCUGGUUGCUGCUCGCGGCCACGGCUGUAUCGAUGAGCUGGGCUGGGAAAGCUUGUAUCUGUGAAACAAAUAAGCUAACAAACUGCACUGAAAUAUCACCUGAUGAGUGCCAGUGUCAGGCCAUUGGUUCACCAAAUAUAGUCACCUGUUCAAAACUGGCUUCAAAAUGUUUGUUGAUGAAGGCAGAAAUGACUAAUUCAAAGAGUGGGCGGAGAAAAAGACCAGAAGGAUCUUUUAAAGAUAAUGAUGGAAUAUAUGAUCCUGAUUGCGAUACACAUGGUCACUUCAAACCUCGCCAGUGUAAUGGCACUGCCCUUUGCUGGUGUGUGAAUACAGCUGGAGUAAGAAGAACAGAUAAGGAUACUGAAAUAUCAUGCAGUGAACUAGUAAGAACAUAUUGGAUCGGCAUUGAACUGAAACACAAAACAAGAGAGAAACCUUUUGAUAGUACCAUCUUAAAAAAUGCCCUCAUAAAGGAAUUUGAGCGUCGUUAUCAGCUGAACCAGAAAUAUAUCAAAGAAAUUACGUAUGAGAAUGAUAUUAUCACUAUUGAACUGAUGCAAAAUGGUACCGAAAAGAGAUCCAAUGAUGUGGACAUAGUUGACGUGGCUUAUUAUUUUGAGAAAGAUGUAAAAGGCGAAUCUCUCUUUUAUUCCAGUAAACUUAAUCUUGACAUAAAUGGUGAAAUGCUUGACCUGGAUCCUGCUCAAACUUUAAUCUAUUAUCUGGAUGAAAAGGCACCUGAAUUUUCAAUGCAAGGACUACAAGCUGGUAUUAUUGCUGUCAUAGUAGUUGUCGUUCUAGCACUUGUAGCUGGCAUUGUUGUGUUGGUUAUGUCCAGGAAGAAAAGGAAGACAAAAUAUGAAAAAGCUGAAAUAAAGGAGAUGGGUGAAUUUCACAGAGAACCUUCCGCAUAACUACCAAAAUGGAAAGACAUCAAGAAGAAAAAAUAGAUCUUGAUACUGGAUAUGUGGCCAUGGAAAAAAGGAAGUCUUGCCAGAUUAAUAUGUUUCUAGGAACCACUAUAGCCAAGGGUUCAGAAAUGCAGAAUGAGCGUAGAUUGUUAAGAAGUGGGAUUUAUUAAUUACUCAAGAUUAUGAGUAAUUCAAAAAUUUUGGCUAUCCAUAUCUUAAAAAGUUGAGCCACUACAAAUUAUUCAAAUAUACAUUUUCUUACUCAAAAACUAGACAACAGGAGUUUAAGCAGAUGCUUAUGACAUGAAAAUUAAUACUUUAAAUAUAUUUCCAUGAUAGGAUUUUAAUUUCACACUUUUAUUUGUAAAUGAAAGCUUAACUUUUAGUAAUGUUUUUUGUUUGUCUUGUACAUAUUUUUUGUUUUGAAUUUCCUUAGUUUUUUUAUGAACCAUGAGAUAAACAAAGUUGUUCAAAAUUGAAUAUCCCAUUUUUUAUUUAUCUGAAAUCAAGGUAUCAAUUUCUACAAAGUACCAACUAGUCUUAAGCUACUGGAUAAUUUGUAAUAUUCAGACAUCUGAAUGUCAGAAAUGAAUGAUAUAUUUCAUGGACUAACUGAAGUUUCUCCUCUAUGCGAUAUUGCUUUUAUUUAAAACAAAAGUUAAAAUUAUGUUAAAAAAAAAAAAAAGGAGUGAGAAAGAAUGGGAAAUGAACCUUGGGGAAGAACUUAAGGGGAAGAAUUUUUGAGACAGAAAAACUUGAUAAGUGAUUUCAAAUGAGUGAUUUAUUACAUUAAAAUUUCUUCAGAUUUUUGUUACUAAACAUUUCUGAUGAAAAGAACAUAGCUGACUCCCCAAAUACCCAGAGUAGAUUGUCUAAAUUAUAGAUAUCCUUAUGUAUUUUGUUUUUGCUCUCAGAUUUUUUUUUAAAACGAGAUACUUCAGUAUCUUCCAUGAGGAUAGCAAAGUAGGUUACAUUUAAUUUAAAAUGAGCUGUGUUAUAAAGAGUCAUUUGUAUGGACUCUGAAGUGCCAGAUCUUGGAUUCAAAUUCUGCUUUUUGACAACUGUGACAUUGAGCAAGUCACUUCAUUUCAGAACUUUUUCUUUGUUUAUAGUAACUGACACACAGUAGCCCUUAAAUGUUUAUUAAUUGAUUCCUUUGUAAAGUGAGGCUUUUGAACCAAAUGACCUCUAAUGUCCAUUUUAGCUGAUAAUUUGGUACUUUAAGCCAAUUUUUCUACUUGUAACAGCUUUUUACAACCUUGGGUAUUAGGUAUACAAAAUAAGUAGGCAAAUCAGACAUUUACUAAUAAUAAAUCAUAAUUUUUGUGACACCCCCACAUUCAGUUACAUGCCACAUGGGUCAAACAAGUUGAACACAGAAUAUAUCUAUUAACAUUCGUUAAAUGGUAGUGGAUUUAACCCAAAUACUAUCUGGUUAGUCACCAGGGUUGGGGAGUUCAAAGAGCUUUUAAUCUAUCAAGUAGAAAAUCAGAGAUAGCUGUAACUCUGAAACAACUGGAAUUACUUUUAUUUUUAUUGUAUGCCCUGUGUGUAACAGAAUAUAACAAUCAAUUAGCACACCACCAAAUUAAGGACGAAAGCCACCAACCUUAUAAUGACAUAACUAAAUUUCAAUUUAUUCAUUCCUUUAUCAGUUAACAUGAAAUUUCCAAAAAGUUGUUAGUAAUAACAUUUAUACAAAUUUUAAAAGUUACAGAGUAACCUCUUUCCAGUUAUUUGAAGUAGAUGGUAUGAGCAUCAUUUCAAUUUUAAAGAUGAGGAAAUGGAUUAACCAUAUUAAUAGGACUAAGAACCCAUUUCUGAUUCCAAGUAGGGUAUUUCUAUUAUAUUGCCUUAAAAAAAAAAAAAACCUACCAGUUUGAGAAGAUAAUUCACCACUAGUCAUUCCUUAUGUACCCAGCCAUAAACAAAGUACUUCAACUUAUCUACCUUGUUAUGCACUCCAAAAACAGUUUAGUCAAUUUUUGUAUUGCUAUAUGAAGGGUAUCUCAUCAAAUAAAAUGUUAACAAAAA
Molecule: messenger RNA, 3256 nt
Organism: Antechinus flavipes (yellow-footed antechinus)
Lineage: Eukaryota; Metazoa; Chordata; Mammalia; Dasyuromorphia; Dasyuridae
Gene: EPCAM
Product: epithelial cell adhesion molecule
Exons: 9
Coding region: 284-1225 (313 amino acids)
Cellular component (GO): bicellular tight junction; membrane
Molecular function (GO): cadherin binding involved in cell-cell adhesion
Source: RefSeq, a predicted model, not a curated record